UGUCGACUUUCCAUAAAUCUCUUACUGUCGACUCUCCAGUCAUUCGCGCUCACGUAGUACGACGUCGGACUUUUUCAUAUGCUUACUACACUCGUUAUAACUUAUGACAAGAUGACCACAAUUAAAACCAACACCGACGUGCAACUUCGCGACAGCGAGCCACAAAAUGCCACUUCCACAGCUGAGAAGAUAGGAACAGCCGAAGACCAGAAAGACAUGCAUAGAAUGGGAAAAACGCAAGAAUUGCGCCGGAACUUCCGUUUCGUUUCCAUCUUUGGAUACUCGAUGAUCUUAAUGUCUACAUGGGAGACUGUGUUAACUACUUUGACCAUACCAUUGACGAACGGCGGUACUGGCGGUGCGAUAUUCGUCUUUCUCGGAACUGCAGUUGGUAUGGGUUUUGUCAUCGCAUCUAUGGCUGAGAUGGCUUCCAUGGCCCCCACGUCAGGCGGUCAAUAUCACUGGGUCUCUGAGUUUGCACCUCGAGAGCACCAGAGGUUCCUGAGCUAUGUUGUCGGCUGGUUGUGUGUUCUUGGCUGGCAAACAGGUAUCGCCUCCGUUGCUUUCCUAGCUGGCGGCCAAAUCCAAGGCUUGAUCAUUCUAAACAACAACAACUACGUUCCAGAACGUUGGCACAGUACACUCCUCAUUGUUGCAGUCGCGAGCUUUGCUAUACUGUUCAACACGCUUCUCGCACGCAAACUUCCCCUUGUUGAAGCCACAGUGCUAGUCCUCCACAUAUUUAGCUUUAUUGCUAUCUUCACUAUUAUGUAGGCUCUUAGAACGCACAGCAAGCCUAGCUAAGUAUUUAGGUCUUUCUAGGAUAAUGCUAGGUAAGGUAACAUAGGUCUAUCCUGUCUAAUUAGCUAACUCGCU
Alternaria alternata is the source of this 876-nucleotide messenger RNA. RefSeq lists its product as hypothetical. Gene Ontology annotation, biological process: transmembrane transport. Gene Ontology annotation, molecular function: transmembrane transporter activity. The coding region runs from base 112 to 774 and encodes 220 amino acids. Gene Ontology annotation, cellular component: membrane. NCBI's taxonomy places the organism in Eukaryota, Fungi, Ascomycota, Dothideomycetes, Pleosporales, Pleosporaceae. The record is from RefSeq and is a predicted model, not a curated record. The transcript has 3 exons.